AUGGCUAGUAGCUCCUUCGCUCGCGACCUAGCGACAAGGAGACUGAGAGCUGCAGCGGCGGCAGCAGCGGCAGCUCCAGCAGCGGUGGCGACCACCCCGCUUCUUUCUUGGGGAACACCGACCGCACUCAUUGGGACCGGGUCGUCUUGUCCGGGAGCCAUGUGGCACUCCACGGCCACCGGCUCCCGAUCCGACUCCGAGUCGGAUGAGGAAGACCUCCCCGUCGGGGAUGAAGUCUGCAAACACGGCUACCUGCGGAAGCAGAAGCAUGGGCACAAGCGCUACUUCGUGCUCAAACUCGAGACCGCCGACGCCCCAGCUAGGCUGGAAUAUUAUGAAAAUGCCAGGAAGUUCCGGCACAGUGUCCGCGCCGCUGCGGCUGCUGCGGCUGCCGCCGCCUCCGGCGCCGCGGUCCCGGCGCUCAUCCCCCCGCGGCGCGUGAUCACCCUAUACCAGUGCUUCUCCGUGAGCCAACGAGCCGAUGCAAAGUACCGACACCUCAUUGCCCUUUUCACCCAAGACGAAUACUUCGCGAUGGUGGCCGAGAACGAGUCGGAACAGGAAAGCUGGUACUUGCUGCUCAGCCGCCUCAUCCUCGAGAGCAAACGCCGCCGCUGCGGCACGCUGAGCGCACAGCCGGACCGCGAGCCGGCUGCGCUGGCGGCGGCAGCGGCGGUGGAGCCACCCUUCUACAAAGAUGUGUGGCAGGUAGUAGUCAAACCCAGGGGGCUGGGGCACCGAAAAGAGCUGAGCGGCGUGUUCCGGCUGUGCCUGACCGACGAAGAGGUGGUGUUCGUGAGGCUCAACACCGAAGUGGCUAGCGUGGUCGUGCAGCUCUUGAGCAUCCGUCGCUGCGGGCACUCGGAGCAGUAUUUCUUCUUGGAAGUGGGCAGGUCCACGGUCAUCGGGCCAGGAGAGCUGUGGAUGCAGGUAGAUGACUGUGUAGUGGCCCAACACAUGCACGAGUUGUUUUUGGAGAAGAUGAGAGCCCUGUGUGCGGAUGAGUACAGAGCCCGCUGCCGCAGCUACAGCGUCAACAUCGGCGCCCACCUGUUAACCUUGCUGUCCACUAGGAGGCACCUGGGCUUGCUGCCGCUCGAGCCCGGCGGCUGGCUCCGAAGGUCCCGCUUGGACCAGUUUUGCCACCUCCGAGCCCUCGGUGACGGGGAAGACGAGAUGCUAGUCACCAGGCGCUACGUGACACCCAGCGAGCCCGUUCCCGCCGGCCGGCGAGGAAGACUACAGCUUCCCAGAGCGCACAGAUCCAGGAGAGCGCUUUCAGUGCCAGCCAGCUUAUUCCGCCGCUUACCAUCCAGCCCGGUACGUGCCCCGCAGCGUGAAGAAGCCCCUAGCGACAGAGCCUCCCUGUCUGCUGAAGCAUCCGGCUCUGGCGCUGGCAACCCUGCAGAAGAAGACAAUUCUCCAAGCAAAGAGGGUCAGAAAGACAGUGGAGACGACUACAUGCCCAUGCAUAGUUGGGGCUCAGGAAAUGGCCGAGAUUCAGGAGGUGGUCAUGGCUCAAGUGGCCAAGGCCCCAGUGGUCAGAGCUCCGGGGCAGGCCAGUGCUCUGGCGGGAGGCAGGGAUCCGGAGGCGGCCAGGGCACAAGUGGCCACCAGGGAUCCGGAGGUGGACAGGGUUCAGGCAGUCAGGGUGCAGGAGGAAACCAGUGCUCAAGAGAUGGACAAGGUGCUGCAGGUGGGCACUCUGCUGGCGGCGGCGGUGCCAGCGGCGGCCAGGGUUCCGGAGGUGGGCACGGCUCAGGUGGUGGUCAGGGACCCGGAGAUGGCCGUGGCUCAGGCAGUGGCAAGGACUCUGGCCGGGGUAAGGGCUCAGGAAGUGGCAAGGGUUCCAAUGGGGAUGGUGACCGUGGAAAAUCUCUGAAGAAAAGAUCCUACUUUGGCAAAUUAUCUCAAAGCAAGCCAUUGUUGCCACCUCCACCACCGCCUCCUUCACCCCCAGGGGCUGGAGCCAUUAGUGCAAAGGCGAAGACUGGAGGAAGGUUUAGACUUUAUUUUUGUGCUGACAGAGGAGCCACAAAAGAACGUAAAGAAGCCAAAGAACUGAAAGACGGGGAGAUCCCAGAAGGGGCUGCUCGGGUUCCCUACAGAGCCAGAGCUUUUGAUGAAGAUGAAGAUGACCCAUAUGUGCCAAUGAGACCUGGAGUGGCGGCCCCUCUGGCAAGCUCUAGUGAUUAUAUGCCCAUGGCUCCUCAGAAUGCCUCAGCUUCUCAGAAGCGUCACUCUCGGUCACCUUUUGAGGAUUCCAGAGGCUAUAUGAUGAUGUUUCCUAGAACCAGCCCACCACCUGCUCCCAGUCCUCCCAAAGCUGGCGAUCUCAAUAAAGAUGAUGAAUCCAAAGAUGACAGCGACAGUGACUACAUGUUUAUGGCUCCUGGGGCCGGGGCAGUUCCCAAGAACCCCCAAAAUCCUCAGGGUGGCGCUUCUUCCAGAAGUUGGAACUCCUACUUCUCUCUGCCGAAUCCUUUCCGGAACUCACCAUUGGGCCAAAGUGACCACAGUGAGUAUGUACCUAUGUUACCUGGGAAAUUCCUGGGGAGGGGGCUGGACAAAGAAGCAUCCUCUAACUGGGGCUCUAAAGAUACAACUUCAAAACCUCCAGCUGAGGGGUCAUUCCCAAAGCCUGGGGGUGGGGAGUCACCCUCAAAGCCUUCAGAUGAUAGGUCCCCCCGGAAGGCUAAGAGACCAAAGGUAGUCUCUCUUAUGACAAAAGGGACUAAACUAAGCCCAAACCACAAAAGGCCAGAAGUGAACAGAAAUUCUGGCAGCAGGUCUAGAGACUCCAUCAGACUUGACUGCACUCUGAUAGCUAGCCAUGCGCCUGUACCCUCCACUCAAACAGUGCUGGCUUGGUGGGGUGUACUUGCUAAUGCCAGACCCUCAGCCCUUUCUAAUGCACUGUAUAUGGAGUUGGGAAUGUCUUUUCCAAAUCCAGGGAACGCCCUCUCAGAUAUUUUAGGAGCUAUCCCAGGUGCCACCCCCCUGUCUCUGGCUGGUGCUAGGUGGCCACUUCCUCCUCUUCCUCCCUGGGCUACAGGUAGCAAUGCUAAUGAGGAAGAGGGUGACUACAUUGAAGUGAUUUUCAAUCCAGCAAUGACACCAGCCGUGCCUUUUGCGGACAGUGCCAUUCGCUAUGAUGCCGAAACGGGUCGAAUCUAUGUGGUCGACCCAUUUUCGGAGUGCUGCAUGGACGUUGCCCUCUCGCCUAGCCCGUGCUCUGAUCCCCCACCUGUAGCUAGGCUGCUGCAGGAGGAAGAGCAGGGAAGAAGACACCCGCCAAGCCGUCCCGAAACUUUAUUUGCAGCCGCCAGAGCCGCGGUCUCAGCUUUUCCAACUGACAGCCUCGACAGAGACCUUUCUGCCUCCUCAGCCUCAGCAGCAGCUCCAACCUUAGCCGUGGGCCGGGCUUUAGCUGCGGCCUCGGCGCUCGCCGCUGUCCCGGGUAUCGGCUCAGCAGCCGCGGGCUUCGAGGCCGCAGCCGGGGUUGACUCCGCCCGCUGGUUCCAACCUGUUGCUGCCGCCUCCGCCGCCGCCGCCGCCGCGGCUGACGCCGACGCUCUAAGGGGGGCCCAGAACUUUGCCGGUGGCUCGAACCCUGGAGCCCCCAACCCAUUUGCAGACCUUGCCGGAGCUGACAACCGGGCAGGCCAGGCUGCCGCUGCAGCUGCCGCCCCCACACCACCGCCUCGCCGUCCCCGGGUGCCGAGACCUCCAGAGAGAGAAGAUUCCGACGGUGACAACGACGACGACGACGACACGUACGUGACAAUGGACUUUGCCAGACUUGACAACAAGAAGUUUGACUCUACCAAAAGAGGUUUGUAA
This is a messenger RNA of Ochotona curzoniae (black-lipped pika), 3843 nucleotides long. It is a transcript of the gene IRS4, whose product is annotated as insulin receptor substrate 4. The record is from RefSeq and is a predicted model, not a curated record. Gene Ontology annotation, biological process: insulin receptor signaling pathway. Gene Ontology annotation, molecular function: phosphatidylinositol 3-kinase binding; insulin receptor binding. Lineage: Eukaryota; Metazoa; Chordata; Mammalia; Lagomorpha; Ochotonidae. Gene Ontology annotation, cellular component: cytosol; plasma membrane.